Cynara cardunculus var. scolymus (artichoke) is the source of this 1830-nucleotide messenger RNA. Its product is annotated as probable polygalacturonase. Gene Ontology annotation, molecular function: polygalacturonase activity. NCBI's taxonomy places the organism in Eukaryota, Viridiplantae, Streptophyta, Magnoliopsida, Asterales, Asteraceae. The record is from RefSeq and is a predicted model, not a curated record. Gene Ontology annotation, biological process: carbohydrate metabolic process. The transcript has 5 exons. Bases 173 to 1648 code for a protein of 491 amino acids.
CCCCCAAAAUCAAAAUCCAACAACUGCUACUGAACCUGACCCAAUGGACGUCACAACCACCUUCUAAACCACCAAACCCUCUUCAAUUCCCCCCCAUAUUCAUGUAUUCUACUCCAUCUCCCUUCACCCAUCAUCGUUUUACCUCAUUAGACCGGUUUUAGCUUACACUAUUAUGGUGGAAACCCUAACUUCUUCGCCCUCCAUCUGGCGAUUCAACCACCGCCGUUGGAUUCCAAAUCUCUCCUCUUCCUACAAGACCCUCUUCGCAUUCCUUUGGAUCGUGGUUUUCACAUCGCUAUUCAUCUGGCAACGCAACUUCGUUGAUGGGUUAUCGAUUUUCCGGCGACCUCUUCUCGUUCGUCCAUUGCCUCGCCUCCGACCCGUCGCAUUUAAUCUCACCGAUUUCGGAGCUGUUGGAGAUGGUGUCACCGUUAAUACCUUGGCUUUCGAGAAGGCUGUUUUUGCCAUCUCUAAGCUAGGGAAGAAAGGUGGUGGUCAGCUCAAUGUCCCUGCCGGAAAAUGGUUGACGGCGCCGUUUAAUUUGACAAGUUAUAUGACACUGUUUCUUGCUGAAGGUGCUGUUAUACUUGGUCUAGAUGAUGAAAAGUUUUGGCCUUUGAUGCCUCCUUUGCCUUCUUAUGGUUAUGGUAGAGAGCAUCCUGGACCCCGAUACGGGAGUUUGAUUCAUGGUGAAAACCUGAAAGAUGUCGUGAUCACAGGGAAUAAUGGUACGAUUGAUGGGCAGGGUCAAACAUGGUGGAAAAAGUAUCGUCAAAAGCUUCUUAACCAUACAAGAGGCCCGCUUGUGCAGAUCAUGUACUCAAGUGACAUUCUAAUAUCUAAUAUUACUUUACGUGAUUCACCUUUUUGGACACUCCAUCCGUAUGAUUGUAAGAAUGUAACCAUAAGAAAUAUGACAAUUUUGGCUCCCCUUUUCGAGGCUCCAAAUACAGAUGGUAUAGAUCCCGAUUCAUGCGAAGAUAUGGUGAUAGAGGACAGCUACAUAAGCGUGGGUGAUGACGCCAUUGCCAUAAAAAGUGGUUGGGAUCAAUAUGGUGUUGCGUAUGGUCGACCGUCAAAAAAUAUUCUUAUCCGAAACCUUGUAGUUCGCUCUAUGGUGAGUGCUGGAAUAUCAAUAGGCAGUGAAAUGUCCGGCGGGAUAUCUAACGUGACGGUGGAGAACGUUCUAGUGUGGAACUCAAGACGUGCUGUCCGAAUCAAGACAGCCGCAGGUCGAGGGGCGUACAUCCGAGACAUCACGUAUCGGAAUCUAACAUUUGAGAACGUGAGGGUAGGUAUCAUCAUCAAAACCGAUUACAACGAGCACCCAGAUAGCGGUUUUGACCCAAAAGCGUUCCCUGUGAUCAGAGGCAUAAGCUACAGCUCUAUCCACGGCGAAGGAGUGCGAGUGCCCGUUAGGAUCCAUGGAAGUGCAGACAUUCGGGUGAGGAACGUGACGUUCAGGGAUAUGUCGGUAGGAAUCACGUACAAGAAGAAACAUAUAUUCCAGUGUGCUUAUGUGAACGGACGGGUGAUCGGGAGCAUAUUCCCAAAACCGUGCGAGAAUCUUGAUCUUUAUGAUGAACAAGGACGGCUUGUGAAGAAGUCUGUAUCUGAAAAUGCUUCUGAUAUAGAUUAUGAUAUCUGAUCUGAAUGAUGGUUUCUUGUUGUGUUGGUCAUUCAGAAGAGUCUGAAUGGUCUUAUUUCUUUCUACUGUAGGAAUGUUGUUGAUAUAGGAGGAGGUUUGGUGGUUUAAUGUUGGUCUUAAUUUUGCAUUUGGAAUACUUGUUUAUAUUGUUGUUAUCAUGUAUAAAUGAAUGUUGUUCAAAA